CACCCUUACGAUAAUAAAUACGAUAAUUAUUUUCAUUUUAUUUGUUUUGGUAAUAGUGAUGAAACAGAUUUUGAGCAGUUAUUGGAGAGUUUGGAUGAAUUUACAACGCAGUCUUCCUCCACUCUUCUUAAAAAAGAAACACCAUCUGAAGCAACAGGGCCUUCUCUUUUAAAGACUCUGCUAACGAAGAAUGUAAAUGUAAAACCUACAUCAAAAGUGGAGACCCUACCCACACAUUCCCUCCCUAAAAAAAAUAGCGAGGGAAUUAAAAAAAAUCCUAUGACAUCAGAACUACCUCUGAAAAGUUACGCUACAACUACAAGUAACUUUAGCGGCUCGACAUCGCGAUCAGUGCAUGAUGAAAAUUACCCCCCUCCUCAACCAGAAGAAGACACAGUGAUUAAUGUAGAGGACUCCAUUCUUACUACACUUCGGUAAAUUUAAUAUACAUGUAUAUAGAAAAAAAAAGGAAUAUAAUCAUGCUUUUAUUCCCGUAUAUUCCGGGGUUCUUUUAAUCAUUCUUUUUUUUUUAAAUUAUUUUUUUUUUUUAAAGACGGAAAAAUCAUCAGAAGUUGAGAGCAUUGGAAAAAAAAUUAUAUGAACCAAACGUGGUUCAGGUAGUUGCGUCCAGGGAGUUCAAAGUCCUACAAAAGUUACAGAAGAGGAUGUCUGAUGAUAUGGAACAGAGUGAGAUAAUAAUAAAUUAUCUCGCAGACAAGUAUGGUGAACCAGAGAAGAAACGCGUAAAAUUUACAACUCUGCAAUAAGGGAAAAACUAUUCAUGAAAACAACGCCUUCGAAAAAAGAUUUACCCAACCACAGAUCAUUUCGGAUUACCGGAGAGUUUCAAGUGUUCGAAGUGUUACAGGAACGGGUAUCACAAGACAUACAAUUUAUAAUGAAAGAAUUACUUCUCAGUAAACGGAACAUAAAGAACAUUUUACGGGUUGAUAGUGAAAAUUUCUUUUGUAUAUAAUAGUUACUAUUCUUAUUUUGUCAACAAUAAAUCUCGUAAAGAGCUUUGUACUAUU
Molecule: messenger RNA, 1031 nt
Organism: Ostrea edulis (European flat oyster)
Lineage: Eukaryota; Metazoa; Mollusca; Bivalvia; Ostreida; Ostreidae
Exons: 3
Source: RefSeq, a predicted model, not a curated record